This is a messenger RNA of Dendronephthya gigantea, 2085 nucleotides long. RefSeq lists its product as uncharacterized. Lineage: Eukaryota; Metazoa; Cnidaria; Anthozoa; Malacalcyonacea; Nephtheidae. Gene Ontology annotation, molecular function: calcium ion binding. The record is from RefSeq and is a predicted model, not a curated record. The transcript is spliced from 12 exons. The coding region runs from base 148 to 2085 and encodes 645 amino acids.
CACGUCGAAUUUUUGAUUACGUUUUUCGCUUAGGUAGAUUUUUACGCGAGAAUAUUAACACAGUUAUUUUACAAUUUAAUCUUUUAGAUUCUGCUUUUCUUCUCCGUAUUGGAAAUUUUAAAAGCUUGCAAAUCAGUCCCUGCUGGAAUGGAAAGCACGGCGAUUCGUGAUUCUGAGAUCAGUGCUUCUUCCAACUACGAUGUCUACCAUCGUGACAUUUACGCCCGAUUGAAUCACAUGACAGGCUAUUGGACUCCAGCCAUCGCUGAUUCCAAUCCAUGGCUGCAAAUCGACUUUAAAUCGACGACAACUGUGGACUCUAUCAGUACACAAGGAGCGAAAACCUUCACUGUUAGCUAUGGAGACGAUGGCGUAGCAUUUACAGUCUUUACAGAUUUUACCGAUCUUGACAAGAUCUUUCCUGGAGACUAUGAUUUGCAAACUACGAAGAAAUAUUCGUUUUUUCCGCUUAUCGAGGCACGAUACGUUCGCGUCAAUCCGCAAAAAACCGUAUAUCACAUUGGUCUACGAGUGGAAUUCCAUAUAUGCGCUCAAGAUUGUUUUCCUACCAACCCAUGUCAGAACACCGGAAACUGCGUCAGUUCAGAGCUGGGUCUUUAUAAUUGUGUUUGUCCUGCACUAACUAAAGGCACUCGUUGUGAAACUUGCUCUAGUUCAAUUCCUCUUGGAAUGGAAAGCGGCGAUAUUCUGGACGCCCAAAUCACAAGCUCGCCGACGGGUUCGCGUUACGGUCUCUACAACGCAAAAUUCGCGAGGUUGAACCAAACAGCUAUACCUCAUGUUACACUGGGUGGUUGGAGUCCAACACCCUUCUCAAAUUCCUAUCUGGAGAUUGAUUUCACGAUGAAAACAACGUUGACAUACUUGUUGACGCAAGGCAAGGAAGCCACGAUCGGCGUAACGGUGACCAAAUUCAAAAUGACCUACACAGCAUCGUCUAGCCGCACUUACUUUUCGUACAUAUCAACUUCGUCUGGUCAGUUUUUUUAUAUGGAUGCGAACAACAAGAACAUUACUCGCAACGAUUUUCAGCCCAUGGUCAUAGCACGUUAUGUGAGAUUCUAUCCACUCGAGUACAACAUUCAACCAGUUGUGAGGAUGGAGUUCUACGGAUGUAUGGGGGUUCAUCACUGUUUGAGUUAUCCAUGUCUGAAUAACGGAACAUGUAGUCAAUUAUCCAACGGCUACAAUUGUAUUUGUGUUGAUGGUUUUAUUGGGUCGCGAUGUCAAACUCCAGCCCCAACCACGUCUCCUCCUAUCAAUUACUGCCUGAGUGAUCCAUGUCUAAAUAACGGAACAUGUAAACAAUUAUCCAACGGCUACGAUUGUAAUUGUGUUAAUGGUUUUACUGGGUCGCGAUGCCAAAUUCCAGUUCCAGUCCCAACCGCUUCUCCUUCUAUUAACUCGGACUCUGGUAGUUCCGAAAUUGCCGAAGGUUCUGGAAUGCUUGACGAAAUAGUUCCUGCCCCCCCUGAGAUCAUCCCAGUUCUUCCAACUGCCGUAUCAACGCCUCGUCUGCUUAAAACAACUCAUGGAUAUUUAGGAAUUACUACAAGUCCUUCGCCUACUCAUCAAGCAACUCGAGCAGUUUUGCAAUCAAGUUCAAUUCCGACUAACUUGGUAUCGAUCACGCCAGGCUAUGUUUCAAUCGCAGGUUUCGCACUAAAUCCUUUAUCACCUCAGGAAUUUGGGAAGAGUUUCACUGUCGUGUGGAACAUGACCGCUGGCACAAAUGUCACAAUCGCUGUAUCAUACAACGGUAUCCCAUGCUGCAAUGCAGGCCCACUUACCAACGUUAGUGGACAAUGUGAUUGCCUAAUGUCUGAUCCAGGCCACUUUGACUCUGAUGGGGUUGUUAAUAUUAGCGCCGUGGCCUCAAAUUUACUGUCUAGUUCACCCUCAUCAAUCGAAGUGGAGGUGUUGAAAAUCAUUACCCAAGCGGGCUUUACAGCGUUAGCAAGUUACUCGGACUUCGGGGUCAACAUCGAGGGUCGUGGGAGCCAGGGAAAUAUCUUCCCAGCUGAACAUCCCGUGAAAUUCAAUUGCUCGUAUGCAGCAUUUUGA